ACUACUAUCAGUAUCCACCUCGCAGACCAGAUCGUGUGGUGUGGUACCAGUAUGCCAAACAUACAUAUCCUUUGGUCUAUGAUGACUGGCACCCAAAAUACGUCAUUGAUGAAUUUAAAGGAAAAACAAAAAUCUUCUCUGCAUCUGGGAAGACAUGCAGUCUACAGAUCUACCCAGUGACUUGGGCACACCACAGACAGAAGAUUUACCCCUGGGUAGAUCCAGAGAAUGUUGGCAAAUCCACCUACCGAUUCUUUGAUACAACUGUAACAAUUGAAGUUACAAUGCAAAGCCCUGGUGUAAACCAUCGCCCCAUGUCUGAUGGCACAUACAAAACUACCUUAAUGGCCACGUUGCCCAUAAUGAAAGAACACCAAACUGUGACGUGUUCCGUCCAACACCAUAGUGGUCAAACUGCAAGUACCUCUGAAACCUUAAAUGCGGAAUGUUCCUAUUCACCCUUGACUAUCAGCCCUACAUCAGAUGAAUUUCUUGAGGGACACUCAAGCAAAGUAACCUGCAUUGCCUCAUACACGUGCCCUAUACAUCAUCCAACCCUCAAAUGGAACUAUGAGAGCAUGCCAGCAUCCACUGAUACCAGCAGAGCAGCUGCUCAGUGGACGACUGUCUCCACCCUGAAUUUCACUGCAUCAGCUAACGACCAUGGAAAGACACUGACAUGCUCUGGUACAUUCAGUGGGGGGCAGAUGCAGGACGUGAGCAUCACUCUACGGGUAAAAAGAAAUACGCACUUUCGUGGUUGGUCCUUCACCACCCCUGGCAGCAUCACAGGCAUGAGAGGCUCUUGUCUUAUCAUUCCUUGCAGAUUCACCUACAGUAACUCCCAGCCUGCUGACCUACGUGUUAUAUGGUACUUGUACCAAAGCAAUGGAUACCCCCCUGUAUAUGACCAAAGACAAAGUGUUAUUAGUAAGUAUAUAGGGAUAACAAGCCUGGCUGGAUCUGUGGGGGAGAGGAAUUGUAGUCUUAAGAUUGAGAAGCUGGAGGUGUCACACAACCAGGACAGACUUUACCCUUGGAUUGAUGAGAACCCUAUUACCUCCUAUCAUACCAUGGGUCAUACGUUCUAUGAUAAAACCACUCAACUUAUUGUCUCAGACCAAGCACAGCAACCACAGAUGAGCAUCACUGGUAUCCCCACGGUGGGAGAGCAGAGCAAAGUGUCCUGCACUGUGCACCAUACAUGUAUCUCUGCACCCCCCAUCCUGACCUUAAAUGAUGUACGUGGAGCAGACCUCACUGUGGACGUUCUGGUACCUGAUGGGAUGUGGGCAAGGACAGUUGAGCGAACUUGGACUGUACAAGAAGAGGACCAGAGUGUGAAAUGUACUGUUAGCUACUCUGGUGGUCAGAAAGCCACAAGUGAGCUCAGGCUGGAUGUUGAAUGUCCUUACGAUGAAAUCACAAUGGUUGAGCCACCAGAUGAGGUAACAGAGGGUGUGGCAAAAAGUGUCAUUUGUUCUGUUUCCUACAAGUGCCAAAAAAACAAACCAACCAUUGUGUGGAACUACAAAGACCUUCAGAGUUCAUUGCACACCGAACAGAUGUCGAGCUACACCUAUAAGACAGUGUCAAAUCUAACCUUUAUUGGCUCUCUGAGUGAUGACAGAAAACCUUUGACCUGCACUGCUCAGUUUAAUACCGGGGAGACCUCAGCCUUUGCAGUGCUUCAUAUAAAGAGAACAGUGAUGUACCAGGUGGGAAGUUCUCUUCCAGUAGCCAUUUCUGUCUCACUUGUCCUGAUUAUAAUCAUCUUAGCUGCAGUGCUCAUCUAUAGGAAAAGGAAGACCACUGACAACUCGGUGAAACCACCACCUCGGCCAGAGAAAAGGAAGUCAUUCUGGGACAGAUUUUCAAGAAACCAGAACAACAGUGCAGACUUCAGUGUUGGCUAUUUAAGCAGCACCACCACUGUCCAUUAAGACGCCUCAAAGCAACGCUUUCCAUCCCCAAAGGACUGAGUUUUCCAAAACCAGCUCUUCCUUACUUUUUCAAAUGACAUUGCAUUGUAACUCAUUUAGUUGUACAUGAUCUUCUUCCUUUUGUAUUUGUGUGUGAUCCAGUAACCGAAGAACUCCUCACCCUGCCAGGACACAGGGCACUACUGCACCGGUGAGUGGUAAUAUCCACAUCAUAGAAAUUAAAAGCUGCAGCCACAGGUAAUGUUGUUCCUGUGCCAGUGUGUAUGUCUACGAAGAGGCUCAGUCAGUCAUG
Messenger RNA from Monopterus albus (swamp eel), 2235 nucleotides. RefSeq lists its product as uncharacterized. Bases 285 to 1943 code for a protein of 552 amino acids. The transcript is spliced from 11 exons. The record is from RefSeq and is a predicted model, not a curated record. Lineage: Eukaryota; Metazoa; Chordata; Actinopteri; Synbranchiformes; Synbranchidae.